This is a messenger RNA of Arabidopsis thaliana (thale cress), 1872 nucleotides long. RefSeq names its product ADR1-like 3 (gene ADR1-L3). Lineage: Eukaryota; Viridiplantae; Streptophyta; Magnoliopsida; Brassicales; Brassicaceae. The record is from RefSeq and is marked reviewed. The transcript is spliced from 5 exons. Bases 1 to 1872 code for a protein of 623 amino acids. Gene Ontology annotation, molecular function: ADP binding.
AUGCUUUUUAAUUUGAACGAUGAGGCAAGAAUUAUUGGGAUCUCAGGGAUGAUCGGUUCAGGGAAAACCAUUCUUGCCAAGGAGCUUGCGCGGGACGAGGAGGUCCGAGGCCAUUUUGCGAACCGAGUUUUGUUUCUGACUGUGUCACAAUCUCCCAAUCUUGAGGAGCUGAGAUCCCUUAUACGGGAUUUUCUUACUGGUCAUGAGGCUGGCUUUGGUACCGCUCUUCCGGAAUCCGUUGGUCAUACACGGAAGCUAGUGAUCCUUGAUGAUGUUAGGACAAGGGAAUCUCUAGACCAGCUGAUGUUCAAUAUUCCUGGAACCACAACGCUUGUGGUCUCACAGUCUAAACUCGUAGAUCCUAGAACCACCUAUGAUGUAGAGUUAUUAAAUGAACAUGACGCAACAUCUCUGUUCUGUCUCUCUGCUUUCAACCAGAAAUCAGUUCCUUCAGGGUUCAGCAAAAGUUUGGUCAAGCAGGUUGUUGGGGAGUCUAAAGGUCUACCUUUGUCUCUGAAAGUCCUUGGCGCUUCAUUAAACGAUCGACCUGAAACAUAUUGGGCAAUUGCAGUGGAGAGGUUAUCAAGAGGUGAACCUGUUGAUGAAACUCAUGAGAGUAAAGUGUUUGCUCAAAUCGAAGCAACUCUAGAAAAUCUCGAUCCAAAAACCAAAGAGUGUUUCUUGGAUAUGGGUGCUUUCCCUGAAGGCAAGAAAAUCCCUGUUGAUGUUCUCAUCAACAUGUUGGUCAAGAUACAUGAUCUUGAGGACGCAGCCGCCUUUGAUGUUCUUGUUGAUCUAGCAAAUAGGAAUCUUCUUACUCUCGUGAAAGAUCCAACGUUUGUCGCUAUGGGCACUAGCUACUAUGAUAUAUUCGUGACGCAGCACGAUGUUUUAAGAGAUGUAGCACUUCAUCUUACCAAUCGUGGAAAAGUAAGUAGAAGAGACCGCUUAUUGAUGCCAAAAAGAGAGACCAUGCUUCCCAGCGAAUGGGAGAGGAGCAAUGAUGAGCCAUACAAUGCACGAGUGGUUUCCAUUCACACAGGAGAAAUGACUGAGAUGGACUGGUUUGACAUGGAUUUCCCCAAGGCAGAAGUUCUGAUAGUAAACUUCUCUUCAGACAACUAUGUAUUGCCUCCUUUCAUUGCUAAGAUGGGAAUGCUUAGGGUGUUCGUGAUUAUAAACAACGGUACCUCUCCAGCGCAUCUACAUGACUUCCCCAUCCCUACCAGUUUGACCAAUCUAAGGAGUCUCUGGCUUGAGAGGGUUCAUGUCCCUGAACUCUCUAGCAGUAUGAUACCCUUGAAAAACCUCCACAAGCUAUAUCUGAUUAUUUGCAAGAUCAAUAACAGUUUUGAUCAGACAGCCAUAGACAUUGCCCAAAUCUUCCCAAAAUUGACUGAUAUCACAAUAGAUUAUUGCGAUGAUCUUGCGGAACUACCUUCGACCAUCUGUGGAAUAACCUCUCUCAACUCCAUCAGCAUAACAAAUUGUCCCAACAUCAAGGAGUUACCGAAGAAUAUAAGUAAGCUACAAGCCCUUCAACUUUUGAGGCUAUACGCUUGCCCAGAGCUAAAAUCUCUGCCUGUGGAAAUCUGUGAAUUGCCAAGACUAGUGUAUGUCGACAUCUCUCACUGUCUCAGCCUAAGUUCUCUUCCGGAAAAGAUAGGAAAUGUAAGGACACUUGAGAAAAUCGACAUGAGAGAAUGUAGCUUAUCGAGCAUACCAAGUUCCGCAGUUUCAUUGACUUCCCUAUGCUAUGUAACAUGCUAUAGAGAGGCUUUGUGGAUGUGGAAAGAGGUUGAGAAGGCAGUUCCCGGACUUCGUAUUGAAGCUACUGAAAAAUGGUUCAACAUGACUUGGCCCGACGAGUAG